UCCAUGCGUGAAUCCAAGUCCACAUGACCAGAGCUAUGAGCCUCAAUUCUCCACAUCCAUCACGAUCUUUCAAGCUUGGAGAGAGACAAUGGUUGGGAAGUGAAACAUGAAGGAAUGCAAGAACUUGAUGUUCCAUGGCCUGUCAUUGUGCUUACCAUGCUUUUUCACCUUCACUAUACUGGGAUUUCCCCAUCACCAACACCACCAUGGCCAAGCUUUCCACAAGAUCCAAACCUUUUCUACUUUCCUCCAUUGCCAACACUACUAGAGCUUCCUUCAACACCCUCGUUUCUCAGGCAGUUAGGCAUUUGGUUCCUCCAGCAAGAUUUGAGGCUUCAAAGCUAAAAGUUGUUUUAAUGGGAGAAGAGAUGAAUGAAUACUCUGGAGUUAUCCCAAGAACUUACAUCCUAUCUCACUGUGACUUCACAGCAAACCUAACCUUGACCAUCUCCAAUGUAAUCAACCUUGAUCAGUUGAGAGGGUGGUAUAGCAAAGAUGAUGUGGUUGCUGAGUGGAAGAAAAUAGAGGGGCAACUGGGACUGCAUAUCCAUUGCUACGUGAGUGGUCCCAAUCUAAUGCUAGACCUUGCUGCUGAGUUAAGAUAUCAUAUAUUCUCCAAGGAAAUGGCUUUGGUACUUGAAGCCAUGUUACAUGGAGAUUCAGUACUACUCAGAGAGCAUCCUGAGCUAAUGGAAGCAUUGGUUUGGGUAUAUUUCCAUUCUAGCUCACCAAAGUACAAUCGCCUGGAGUGUUGGGGGCCACUCAAGGAUGCUGCUAAGGGAAGACAGGGAGAUCAUUUUCAAGCCUUUUUAACUGAAAGCAAGGAUGGUUCAUCUCCUGCCAAAAAAUGGCGAGGACCAAAAUCCAUUUUCCAAGCUAUUUUUGCCUUUCUUCUUUGAAGUGGUUUGCAUAGAAUUUAUAACCUUAAUGGCUGAUUUUCAUGGCCAAAGAGAAAGGAAGGCUGGGCGUACAUAACAGAACCACUUAAAAACCUUAAUGGUGAGACACGGAAGUCAUAAGUUAAAGUUGCAUCAAAACAAUGAUUGUUGGGGGCUUAGUUGAUUCUUUUGCAAAUAACACAUUUGUUUCGAUUUGAAAUAUUAUUCACAAUUCUUGUACAACUGAACAUUUGAUCAUUUUGUUCAUUUGUUUAUCAAUGGCUGUUGUGUUUAUUUUUA
Messenger RNA from Hevea brasiliensis (rubber tree), 1178 nucleotides. RefSeq names its product magnesium dechelatase SGRL, chloroplastic. NCBI's taxonomy places the organism in Eukaryota, Viridiplantae, Streptophyta, Magnoliopsida, Malpighiales, Euphorbiaceae. The transcript is spliced from 5 exons. The coding region runs from base 135 to 899 and encodes 254 amino acids. The record is from RefSeq and is a predicted model, not a curated record.